GGGAGGAAAUUUUGUCCAAAUUUUUUAACCGCUUUGCUCUGCUCGGUUCAAGAUACGCUCCUUGGGUUUUUUGCAGAGCUGGGAUCAACGGCAGUUGGUGCCGGUCCGACUGUCUUAGCCCGGAGUCCACGCGGUCCGUUGAUGUUGCAGCCCUCCUACUGUGUUCGAGCUCUCAACUAUCGGACCACAGCACGAUCAGUGUUGCGAACGUCUAAAAGGCUGGAGAUAAAGCAGCUUUCUAAUUGAACACUCUGCUCGGUUGCACAUCAUGGCCCAAGAAAAUCCAAGGCAGCGACUGCAGAUGGUCCUCAACCAUCUUCGCUCUCGGAAGCCGUCGUCUGGAUCUGCCUUGCAAGGAACACUAUCUGGAUUGUACUACGAUGGUCGCCCGCAGGCAGGCUCUGGCCCUCUUUUCGAUUCCUAUGAUCCCUCUACAGGUGUCGUAUACAUGAAGCACCAGUCUGCGUCUCCCCAGGAUGUUGAAGCGGCGAUAUCAUCAGCACGGAAAGCCUUUCCAGCGUGGUCCUCCACUCCGGCAAUUGAGAGGGCGCGCAUUCUACAGCGGGCCGCAGCAUUGUUGAGGGAAAACAAUGACGAACUUGCUAGGAUGGAAACUCUCGAUACUGGAAAAGCAUUCUCAGAGACGUCGACUGUUGAUAUUGUAACUGGGGCAGACGUAUUGGAGUACUUUGCCAAUUUAGUUGGGGGCGGCGGACUGAACGGCGAGACGGUCCGUUUGCGUGAUACCGCGUGGGUUUAUACCAAAAAGGAGCCUCUUGGUGUGUGUGCUGCUAUUGGCGCCUGGAACUACCCUAUCCAGAUUGCACUGUGGAAGUCGGCACCUUGCCUUGCGGCAGGAAAUACGUUGGUGUACAAGCCUUCUGAAUUUACCUCCGCUCAUGCUACGGUUCUGGCACAGAUUUUCCAAGACGCAGGCCUGCCAGAGGGUGUUUUCAACGUGGUAAAAGGCGACGGAGCUGUUGGCCAGCUGCUGACCAAUCACCCGUCAAUAGCGAAGGUGUCAUUCACCGGGCAAGUAUCGACUGGUUGCAAAGUUGCUGCCUCCGCAGCUGGCGGUAUGAGGUAUGUAACCAUGGAACUAGGAGGCAAGAGUGCUUGCAUAAUACUCCCGGGAGCGAACAUCGAUCAGGCCGUUGAUGGAGCAAUGAUGGCAAACUUCUACUCCACGGGUCAGGUGUGCACCAAUGGCACACGCGUGUUCGUGCCGAAAGAGAUGAAAUCCGAGUUUGAGAAAACGCUCCUCGGAAAGAUGCAGUACAUCCGCGUAGGAGACCUAUACGAUCUAAAGACCAAUUUCGGUCCUCUUGUUUCAGAAGUGCAUUACAAGAAGGUGAUGGGCUACAUAAGACAUGGCAUCGAGCAUGACAAAGCUAGGCUUAUUCAUGGCGGAUUAUCGAAGCCAGGAAAUGUUCCGGCGAGCUUACAGAAUGGCUACUGGGUGGAACCAACCAUCUUCACGGAUUGCACGGAUGACAUGAAAAUUGUCAAGGAGGAGAUAUUCGGUCCCGUCAUGUCCAUACUGACAUAUGAGACGAUUGAUGAGGUCGUUAAACGAGCGAAUAACACCGAGCUCGGCUUGGCAGCCGGUGUGUUCGGCAGCGAUAUCAACCUGUGCCAUCAAGUGAUAGCCAGGUUAGAGGCGGGAAUUACGUGGGUCAAUUCCUGGGGUGAGAGUCCUGCAGAAAUGAGCGUUGGCGGCUGGAAGAAGAGUGGCGUCGGUGUGGAGAAUGGUACUCGAGGCAUUGAAGCUUGGGUGCGUAACAAGAGCACGUUGGUCGAGAUGGGUGGUGUAGUUCCUACCGUGUUCACUCCCCCAUCAGAGUCUUGAGACCGCGUCACGCAAAGAUUACGGAUAAUCCGAGAGUGAGUUUGUGCGUCUAGGGCGCAGGAAUGUACAUUAUCAUGCCACCAGAUUGCUAUCUGGGGAAGGGGGGCCUCCGCUCAUGCGAGAAGGAGGUUAGGCCAUCUUUUAUCUGGUCCAAAGCCACGGUAUCAGAUCUUGUGCCAACGGUCGCCCUUCAUAAGCCCAGGGUGCGUGUAAGUAGCCCAUGCGGGAACGGCCCGUGUGUGACAUCUAUGCGGGUACACAUACAGUGUUAAGACAGUGCCGGUAGAGACAAGUACCUAUGCGUGCGCUCCGUGCAUUUUCCAUGUCCUGCGAC
Verruconis gallopava is the source of this 2183-nucleotide messenger RNA. RefSeq lists its product as uncharacterized. The record is from RefSeq and is a predicted model, not a curated record. Bases 269 to 1849 code for a protein of 526 amino acids. Lineage: Eukaryota; Fungi; Ascomycota; Dothideomycetes; Venturiales; Sympoventuriaceae. The transcript has a single exon. Gene Ontology annotation, molecular function: aldehyde dehydrogenase (NAD+) activity.